Messenger RNA from Coregonus sp. 'balchen', 3087 nucleotides. NCBI's taxonomy places the organism in Eukaryota, Metazoa, Chordata, Actinopteri, Salmoniformes, Salmonidae. The record is from the annotation of a GenBank genome assembly.
AUGGCUCAUCCCAGGUAAGUGAGUCUAGGUGAUCAUUUUGUGGUAAAGUAACACUCUCUUAUUAAGAUUAAAAACAUUAAAUAGUUGAAACAAUAUCAUAGCCAUUAUCAAUGGGCAAAACUAUGUUCAACCAUUUAAACUAUUAUGAUUGUUGCUUUGAUUGUAAACCCUGUCUCUUUUUUUUCAGUUGUUAUUGCUGUUGCCAUCAUAAUUUUGUUUAUGUUGCUCGGUGUUGGUUGGUUAGUGUACAAAAAGCUGAAGAAGGGGUAAGGGUAGUUUCAUUAUGACACAACAGUACAUUCCACAUACAACCACUGGCACACAAUUCUCACCCCUUCGUAUUAAAACAACUUGACUGAAAAGGUUCUGACCCCAAUCACAAGUUUACUUUAGAGACCACCAAACUGUUGUGUUCUCAGAAAUUUAUGUCAGAAAUCUUCUGUUUAUUUUAUUACCACCUACAAGUUAUUUCCUUGCCCUUUGUAGUGUUGUGUGUGCACUAGAAAUGUAUCCUGAUUUAAUGCAUACUGUAUCUUACUACAUAGGUUUCCAAGCCAGACCAAUAAUGAUAUUGAGAUGAACAAUAUGGGAACAGACAGGUAAACUUUUCCACAUCAGAAUCCCUUGAUAUAUUGAUCCCAGGGGUCAUGUUAGUUUCUGUUAGUUUCUGUCUCCAUAGAGGACAUUGUGGUGGUGGAGGAAGGGGUCGUAAUAAAUGUGAACUCUGAUUACUGUAUGUCUUAUUACUCCUACAGCACUAAGGACCAUACUGAUGACCUGCCUCCUGAUGCUGAGACUCUGGGUCAACCUCAGAUUAAUGGACAGGUGCUCUCUGACAGGUGAGAUCCUGGCUUUUACACUGUUCUGUGUGUAUGUCAUGGGCAGGAUCGAACCCGGGUCUCCCAUGGGAGAAACCAACGUUUUGACUGUUAGCCCAAGCAGAAAUGUCCUGUUGGGCCGUGGGUGACACUAAUUGUGAAGUUGCAGGCAGGGCUACCUCAUCACGAGACCAUGAGCCCUACUCAUGUCCGCUACAUGUAGCAGCAGCCAUCUUUUGACUUUAAAGUUGCAUGUGAUGCUACACAAAAUGUAAUAUUUGUGAAUCAGUCCUCUGUAAUAUAGGCUUUGGACAUGGACAAAAUAUGUACCCCUCCCAAACAAUAUCAUUAAAUGCAAUAUAAUAAUCUCCCCUUUAGCGACAAAGGAGAAGAAGGCGUACUAGGAGUGGAGGACGGAAAGCCGUCAGACAAUGACAGAGCAGACACUGAAUCCUGUCAGAAGACACAUGCUGAUUCCCCUCCACUGAAUGUACCCAAGGUUGUCAGGUAAAUUCUCCACAUGAGGACUCCUUUGAUAGAUCCUCAUUAUCCAUUGAAUGACAAUCUCAUUUCUCCCUUCAGAAUUGAUCCCAUGGAUCAUGUUAGUCUCUGCCUCUAUGGAGGACAGUGUUGUUUGUGGUGGAACAUAAGUUUUAACCCUGAUGAUCACCCUGGUAUUGCUCCCACAGGGUUAACGGCCAGACUGAUGACGCACAGCUUCUGGGUCAACCUCAGAGCAAUGGAUGCGUGCCAUAUAGAAGGUGAGAAUGUGUAUUUCAUUCCAAACACUUUUGUCUGUGUUUAAAGUUCCAUGGGAUGGUAGAGGAGGUUAAAUAACUGUUUGAGGUCAUGUUUCCUGAUCCAGUCUGUAUCUUACACCACAGGGAAUCACACCUGACCGAUGGGGCUCCAGGUCAGGGUGCUGGUGAGACUUCACCCCUCCUCUGCAGGUGAGUCAGUCCUCUGUAAUUUAGGCCAUGAACAUGUAGACCAUGUGUACCCCCCUAAAACAGAUCCUUAAAUUCUUAUUCAUGUAAUAAUCACCCUUAGAAGCCCAGUAGAGGAAGGUGUGCUAGAAGGGGAGGACAGGAAGCCCACAGACAGUGGGGGAACAUACCCUGAAUCCUGUCAGAAGACACAUGCUGAACCCCCUGACAUCAGGUAAACUUCACUACAUAUUGAUACAUCCAGUACUCAUUGUAUGAUAACCUCACCAACCCCAUCGUCACUUGGUUCAUGUUAGCCUCUGUCUCUAUAGGGGACAGUAUUAUGGUGGAUCGUGAAUGUUGAUGUCUUAUUUCUUCAACAGGGUUAACAACAAGACCAAGGAACUGACUCCUGAUGCACAGAGUCCAGGACCUCCUCAGAUGAAUGGACGACCUCCCAUGUCUAACAGAGUUGCAAAGGAGACCACUGGUCUAUUGGACAAACAGGCCUUGGACAAGGACCAAGUCAGCAAACCUGAGUUAAUAGUAAGUACUGUUUAUGCCAACUGGUGAAUUGUUUGUCUUGGUAUCUAAAAUGACGGGGCUGGUUGUCUUUUUGCUCCAGCAUAUUUGUAACUCUUGUGUUUUUCCUAAGGACAAAGGACCUAAUGACAUGGAGUCAAGAAGAGGAGAACUGUAACAAGCGGUGGACGUUUGUAUAACAAAAGAGAACCUAAUAAGAUAUGAUAAGAUACAGUAAUAUAUGAUAUACAGUGCAUAUUAUAAGAUACACAUAUGUGACUAGCUUCAUCAUAAUCAGUCAUAUCAACCCCAAGACACAUUCUGAGCAGUGUGUUUUAAUGAACAGUGAUUUUCAGAAACCUCAACAGUUUAUUAAGUUAAUUUUCUAUGCGACAGCUGUAAUCUGGAUAGGUUAGGAAACAUGUUCUAGUGAAAUCAGUUGAAAUUCAAAAACAGCCCAAGACUUUUAGAUAACUAAAAUGACAAAAUUACUAUUAUCUAAAUUAUUAUUAUCUACAUUUUGUAUUACUAUUGAAAAUGACUGCGACUUAUGACUGAUUAUGAUACAGCAUGUCACAUAUUAGCUAUACAACAUUAUAAUGAUAUGAAAGUAUGGUAAGAUCAUACUUACACUAGUAUUGUAUACUAUACAUACAAGCUAAUAUAUAUCACAUUCACAUGAGAAGAUGGAUAAAACGUAAACCUCUUUACUAUAGACAUUUCCAAGGUCAUGAGGUCUCAAUGUCUUGUGGACAUGUCAAAUACAGCUAAACAUUGACCCAGCGUUAUUUACACAGUAUAUACAAAAGUAUGUGGACACC